UGCAGCCAAAUCUGUCGCGCUGUGCAUAAAACUGGCAAAUUAAAGGCCAACUCAUACAUUUCCAUUUUUUGCAGUGACACAUUUUACAGAACGCGUUUAUCUCUGACACACAUUUCUUUACUAUUUGCUUUUGAAGCCCCUCCCAUGUCAGUCACGACUUAUAACGCACCUCUUGUUUGCCUCCGGUGUUGAGCCUUGACUUGUUUCUGUCACACAUUAUGCAGAAAAGAGAGAUCCAAAUCAGAUUGGCGAGUUGACAGGGAUGGGGAUUUGGUUAAGGCGCCAGGCUUUGUGUGUGCAUGUGCGUGUGUGUUUGUGUGUGUAGCUCUGUUGUGCUGAGUCCAAGUAGCCUCAUUGGAGAUUCUUCUCUUUCCUCUGUGACUGGAGUCAAAUCACAAAACCACUUCUUCACAAAAGAGAGAUUAAAAGGGGAGUUCUGUGGCGUUAGACUGUGAUGGUUGACACCAUGGAACUGUGAUGGGUGCCCCUGCCUUACAGCAAAGAGAUCAGUGGUUUGAAUCCCAGAGGUGGCCACUGGUCACCAGUCUGUGUUUAUUCAGAUCAGUCCCCAGUAACAUCCUGGACUUGUUUAAUUGUUUACUCUUAACCUGCCUGAUCUUGAUGACCGCUGGAUGCGACCCUAGUGGGGGAAUGAAGCUGUGGUGUGUUGAUGUUGAGUUAAGGUGGCAGCUUCUACAAAUAUCAGACACCAGCGGUCGUGACAUGUUGACUGUCAAAGUUUUCCAGACAUUAUUUCACACUACAGUGUUUUUAAUCCGUUUAGAUCACAACUAUCCAAGAGACACACAAAUAAAGAGUUGUGAAUGUGAGCGCACUUCACUGUUUCCCUCCGCUCUCUCUCUCUUUCUUUGUCUCAUUCACCCUUACUCUCUCCCCUUCUGGAGUGUUAGUGACGACUGAUUCAGAAAGCAGCAGUGACAGCACAUACACACACACACACGCACACACACUCUCACACAAUUACUCUGGCUCUCAGCUCUUGGCUGAGAAACAGCACAUGUCAUACAGAGGAGGACGCUGGAUUAUCGAUCCCUAAACUCAGCAUCAGACAACACAAAUGCGCAACAUUGUUCUACAGUGAAGACGAGAUUAGCAUCAGUGAACGUGCGGAAUGGACCUUUAAUUGUAUUCCUUAAGAGAAAGGUGUUCACUGUGGUCUACAUUUCUACAGACUGUCAAUGGAGCGGAGGGCGCUGCUUGAGCAGAAACAACGCAGGAAGCGUCAAGAACCUCUCAUGGUCCAACCCAACACAGAGGCUUGGCCUCGGCGCUCCAGGACACGGCGUGGAGAGGAGCAGGCUCCACUGGUGGAGUCUCAGGCUAACAUCACAAACGAUGUCAUCCUGGACGGAAUCGACGGCCCGGCAGCCUUCAUGAGUGCAGACACUUCAGAUCAGGGAACAAAAGUCCAAAUCCUCUCAGUCAACCAAUCGCAUACCUCUCCCCAGUCACAAUCCCAAUCCCAGCCUCAAACCCAGCCUCAGUCUCCUGAGGAGCCAGAGAAAGACAGUGACACCGAGACGCUACUGGAGCCCAAGACAGACAUCCACGAACUGCUGCAGAAACAAGGUCUGUGCGAGAGCAUGAACUUUGAUGAGUCCAGUGGUAACGAGGACAAUGUAGAGGAAGAACAGACUCGGUCUCUGUCCCCUCAUGCCGACUCCACCCGGCCGGCAUCUGCAUCCAGCGGCAAAGACGUUGCAGAAGUCGUAACGCCCGGAUCGCCCACUCAAGACAGCUCCCUGAUCGAUGUGACCAACCUGGAGGAGUUUGUCCUGCGUCCAGCUCCUCGUGGAAUCACCAUCAAAUGUCGGAUCAGUCGGGACAAGAAGGGAAUGGACCGUGGUCUGUAUCCCACCUACUUCAUGCACAUGGAGAGAGAAGACGGGAAGAAGGUGUUUCUGUUGGCGGGCAGGAAGAGGAAAAAGAGCAAGACGUCCAACUACCUGAUCUCAGUGGACGCAACCGAUCUGUCACGAGAAGGAGACAGUUUCAUCGGAAAAUUGAGGUCUAACCUCAUGGGCACCAAAUUCACAGUUUACGAUAAUGGCUCCAAUCCCUGCAAAAACCCCGGGGCUCUGCUGGAAGAGAGCAACACGCGACAGGAACUGGCUGCCAUCUGCUACGAAACCAAUGUUUUGGGAUUUAAAGGCCCGCGUAAGAUGACCGUCAUCAUCCCAGGCAUGAGCAUGAACUUUGAGAGGGUCCCAGUGAGACCACAGAGCGAGCAGGAGAGUCUCCUCAGCAGGUGGCAGAAUCACUCCCUGGAUAAUCUCAUCGAGCUGCACAACAAGGCGCCCGUGUGGAAUGACGACACGCAGUCGUACGUGCUAAACUUCCACGGACGAGUCACUCAGGCUUCGGUCAAGAACUUUCAAAUAGUUCACGACAACGACCCUGACUACAUUGUCAUGCAGUUCGGCCGAGUGGCUGAAGACAUCUUUACCCUGGACUACAACUACCCCAUGUGUGCUCUUCAGGCCUUCGCCAUCGGUCUAUCCAGCUUUGACAGCAAGUUGGCCUGUGAAUGAGGUCAAAGGUCAGGUGUAAUGUCAGGAACUAUAAGUGAAACUCAACUGUAUAAAAACAUUAUUCGUCAGAGGUGCAGACACUGGGAUGGUCUCACGUUCCUUGUGUUGUGUAGAGCCUGUGUAGAUUCAUCAACACACAUUAGUUCAGUUAUAAACAGGUAAAAUCAAAGCAGACGUCACUUGGCCUUUUUAACACAAAUGUGGACAUUUGUGUUCUUUUCGUUAUUAUUUUGCCUCAACACUAUAGUUCUGACUGUGUUUUUAAUCCUUGCUGCAACGUGCAGCGUUUUUUAAUCCACUGCUCUGGCGCCAUCUAUUGGUUUAGAAGGAAACAAGAGGCGUUGCUUUUAACGGUUUUUAAUUAUAAUCUGCCAUUUGUUUUCACGACUAAUUAAUCAUGACAUAGUCUUUACUUUUUUCGUUAAUGUAUUUGGAAUGUUUCGUCGUUUGUGAGUGUGUGUUGUUUCGAAAUGUGUGAUUUUUAUCUCGUGAGCGUGUAUUAUUUGUAUUAAAAGUGAGUUGUGUUGCUCUGAGGAAAAACAAUGGAAAACAAAUGCAGAAUUGCACAUUUUAAAAAUGUAAAAAAUAAAUCAAAUGUAAAUGUACAUACUGUACAUAUAAAAAGGCAAUUUAACAACUUUGUGUUUGGUUUAUGGUUACACUGUAGAUGCCU
This is a messenger RNA of Cynoglossus semilaevis (tongue sole), 3225 nucleotides long. It is a transcript of the gene tulp3, whose product is annotated as TUB like protein 3. The transcript is spliced from 10 exons. Gene Ontology annotation, cellular component: cilium. The record is from RefSeq and is a predicted model, not a curated record. The coding region runs from base 1200 to 2552 and encodes 450 amino acids. NCBI's taxonomy places the organism in Eukaryota, Metazoa, Chordata, Actinopteri, Pleuronectiformes, Cynoglossidae. Gene Ontology annotation, biological process: protein localization to cilium.